AAGUUUUAACUGAUCAAAUGCAAUCCAAGUAUGUAAGCAGGGCAGAAACGGACACAAGUUCUUCCUUCAGUGACGACAGCCACCAAGGAGAGGAGGACACCAUUAUUAAAUGCUCUAAUGUCCUGAACUUGCCAACAAAAAGCUACAGGACUGCAGAAUAUUUAGGUAUGUGCAGUGGCUACCCUGUGUAUAGACAGACAAGUCCUCAGAAACAAAGCAUAGAGACAGCAAAGAGAAAAUUCGUCUGUCCUAUUUUUGAAAAUGAAACCCCAGUUGGGCCGUUCAGUUCACUUCCACAUCCAAAUGAUCUUUUUGGAAAGAGAGCUAGAAGAGAAAGUAAGAAAAGGGUGAUAAAAAUAAAUCCUGUUGCCAGUCACAGCAUGCAGUUGCAUCAAAAACAGGCUAGACUCCAUAAACAAGAAAAAGACAAAGAAGAGAAAGUGCAUCAAGGUGUGGACAUGGGAAGGAUGCAGACGCCAUGUGAGAUGGCGACAAAUGAAGUCAAAAGGAAGUGUAUACAAGAUUCCAACAAUAAUGGGAGCCUAGGUUGCAGCAUAAAUAACUCUCAGUCCCAGUUAAUGAACGAUGCUGCUCCAGUGUCACAACAUGCUAGCUUUGAGGGAUCUAGUUUGAAUGAUUGUACAAAUAAAUUUUUGAAAUUUCCUAGUUUGAAAGAACAUGAUCAAUACAAAGGCACCUUUAUGUAUCAGCCUCAUGUUUCAUUCAGUUUCAGACACUCUAAAAGCUUGGAAGAGUAAUAUUGAACUGAUUGUUGUAAUGCCAUAUGAUCAUCUAAAAUUGAAUUAUGCCAAAUC
Mercenaria mercenaria is the source of this 815-nucleotide messenger RNA. RefSeq lists its product as uncharacterized. The coding region runs from base 18 to 758 and encodes 246 amino acids. The transcript has 7 exons. Lineage: Eukaryota; Metazoa; Mollusca; Bivalvia; Venerida; Veneridae. The record is from RefSeq and is a predicted model, not a curated record.